AUGGUGCGGACCGACGGUUCUCGCCUCUCCCCCGCGUUUGCUUCCUCGUUUUCUGCUUCCUCUUCUCCGCACGCACUUGCCAGUCCUGACGGGGCGUCUUCCCCUCGAAGGAGACACGUCGGCGUUCAGACUUCUGUCCCCAGUCGAGAGUAUAUAGGCCCCCAGGCCCGAGCUUCUCAGGCUCCAGAAUUCUUCAAGCAAGGAUGGCUGCACAGACCGAAAACAGUCGCGACUUUAUGCACCUCUUUGGCGGUCAUUUUCGUCGCUGCUCAAGUCGUCUCUUCAGGGUCGGAGCCCGAAAACCUGAAAUACCGAAUUGUUUGGGGAUCGACUGCAGCAGUGUCGAUGUUUCUCGUCUUUGGGACGCUCCAGUUUCCUGACGGAUUGCUCGUGCGGCCUUCUCCGAUUUUUUGGCGCUUCAUCAAAGGAUGCUCGGUGCUUUACCUCGUGCUCCUCGUCUUCCUCCUUUUCCAGGAUCUGGACGACGUUCGCCGAGGCCUGCGCUACAUUGAUCCGAGUCUAGGCAAGCCUUUGCCCGAGAAGAGUUACGCGCAGAAUUGUCACAGUUUCUCGACUCUGGCGGGGUCGAUGGACGUCUUUGUCUUGGCGCAUUUCUUUGGAUGGCUCGUCAAGGGUCUGAUUAUCCGCGACGCUCGCCUUUUGUGGAUUCUCUCGCUGCUGUUUGAGUGGAUGGAAAUCUCUCUCCGCCACAUUCUCCCGAACUUCUGGGAGUGCUGGUGGGACCACCUGAUUCUCGACGUUUUUGGCUGCAACCUUUUGGGGAUGUAUCUCGGCCUCGCUCUCUGCCGCUCGCUCCAAAUGAAGGAGUAUCUGUGGCACGACGACUCGCCGCCCGACACCCCGCGCUCGGACCUGCUCUCGCCGGCGCCGUCCCCGUCGGCUGCGGCUGCGAAGGGCUGUGCGGCGACAGAUCCGAAUGUCCCCUCCGGAGCGCCGCUGUCGCCUGCAGCUUCACCGGUGUCGCCGUCCGGGAACGAACGGCGAGGCUCCACGAGGUCGGCGAGUCCGAACCGACGUCGCCGCUCGAUUUGCCGAGCAGUGCCCGGCUCUCUGCGACAGCUCGCCCCGUACGAAUGGACCGGCUACAAAUGGCCCCGGUUGUUUUCGAGUGCGUCGACCUUUGUGAGUCUUCUGCUCUAUUGCGUGGCCGUCACCCUGUUGGACUUGAACGUCUUCUUCCUGAAGGCGGAGCUCUGGCUGCAUCCUUCCCACUGGCUAAUUCUCGCCAGGAUCACCCUCUGGACGUUCAUGGCUGCGGCAGGAACUCGCGAAUACUACGAAUUCGUCACGGACGUAAACUGCAAGCGCAUGGGCGUGCAGUGCUGGAUCGACCUCGCUGUCGUCAGCACAGAGGCGCUGCUCUCCGUCAAAUGGUUCCAUGGGCUCCAACCUCACGAUCCGUGUCCACAGUGGAUUAUCGUCGCCUGGAUUGCCAUCGCAUGCGUUUUGGCUGCCGCGAUCGUCUGGCUGAUUUGUCGCCCGCGACCUCCGAGUUUGAAGCGAAUGUCGAGCCUCUCCCACAGCGGAGGCUUCUCGCACCCCGCCAGUCUUUCCGAGGACUUGUACCUGCAAGAGACAUUUUUGGAAGGUCCGAAAGACAAGUAG
Messenger RNA from Neospora caninum, 1626 nucleotides. RefSeq names its product Phosphatidylserine synthase 2,related. The coding region runs from base 1 to 1626 and encodes 541 amino acids. The record is from RefSeq and is a predicted model, not a curated record. Gene Ontology annotation, biological process: phosphatidylserine biosynthetic process. The transcript is spliced from 9 exons. Lineage: Eukaryota; Apicomplexa; Conoidasida; Eucoccidiorida; Sarcocystidae. Gene Ontology annotation, molecular function: L-serine-phosphatidylethanolamine phosphatidyltransferase activity.